Molecule: messenger RNA, 1234 nt
Organism: Benincasa hispida (wax gourd)
Lineage: Eukaryota; Viridiplantae; Streptophyta; Magnoliopsida; Cucurbitales; Cucurbitaceae
Gene: GS1
Product: Haloacid dehalogenase-like hydrolase (HAD) superfamily protein
Biological process (GO): glycerol biosynthetic process
Molecular function (GO): sn-glycerol 3-phosphatase activity
Source: RefSeq, a predicted model, not a curated record
GCUAAAAGCCUUGACUUUAUUCUUUGCUAUGCUUCAACUUUUGCAGAUCCCCUCUCCCACUUCUACUAGACUCUUUCAAAACUUCAGACGCUUUCCCAAUUCCAAAAUUCUCAAUUUUUCUCAAUUGCAAUUCCCAAAUCCCACUGCAACCACAGUUUCAAUGGCGAAUCUCUCCCCCGACAGUACUUCCAGAGGAUCCAUCACUCACAUUAUCUUUGAUAUGGACGGACUCUUAUUGGAUACCGAGGGGUUUUACACUGAAGUACAAGAGAAAAUACUGGCUAGGUUUAAUAAAACUUUUGAUUGGUCACUUAAGGCAAAGAUGAUGGGUAUGAAAGCUAUAGAAGCUGCUCGCGUCUUUGUUGAAGAGAGUGGGAUUAGUGAUUCUCUUAGUGCGGAGGACUUUCUUGUGGAAAGAGAGGACAUGCUACGAAGUUUGUUUCCGCAAAGUGAGCUUAUGCCAGGAGCUAGCCGGUUGAUCAGACAUCUUCAUGCAAAAGGAGUACCAUUUGGCUUGGCAACUGGAUCUCAUAGACGUCAUUUUGAAUUAAAAACACAAAGACAUGGUGAAAUUUUUAAGUUGAUGCAUCACACUGUUCUUGGUGAUGAUCCAGAGGUUAAACAAGGAAAACCAUCUCCAGAUAUAUUUCUUGCAGCUGCUAAAAGAUUUGAGGAUGCUCCUGUGUAUCCAGAAAAAAUCCUUGUUUUUGAAGAUGCACCCUCAGGUGUUCUUGCAGCUAAAAAUGCAGGAAUGAAGGUAGUAAUGGUUCCAGAUCCAAGGCUGGAUAGUUCUUAUCAUGGUAAUGCAAAUCAAGUAUUGAGUUCUCUCUUGGAUUUCAACCCCAAGGAAUGGGGUCUGCCUCCUUUUGAAGAUUCAGAAAGCUAGGGCCUCACAUUGGAUUCAUGCUGCUGAGAUACAAAACUUAUCAUUUUAACUGAAUGUUUAGAUUAUUUCCCUCCACAUUUAAGAGAAAGGUUCCCAUCAAGUUAUUUAUUAGUUUGUUUGGCCUUUCUUGCCAAAGUAUGAACUUUGAUUACCAAUUUAAAUUAUUGAAAUGAAACUACAAUAUUAUGUUGCAGUUUCUCCUUUUCAGACUUGUUUAUAUCGAUCUCAACCGAGACGGUUGGAUCUCAAAAUUGUUUAUCAGAAUCUCUCUUGUAUCUUAAAUAAAUCAAGGAACCAACUCAUAUUUGUUAUUAUUAUUACUUAUUAAGUGAGCCCCGAUGAAGAGUA